Messenger RNA from Juglans microcarpa x Juglans regia, 2982 nucleotides. Its product is annotated as protein ALTERED PHOSPHATE STARVATION RESPONSE 1-like. The coding region runs from base 468 to 2357 and encodes 629 amino acids. NCBI's taxonomy places the organism in Eukaryota, Viridiplantae, Streptophyta, Magnoliopsida, Fagales, Juglandaceae. The transcript has 4 exons. The record is from RefSeq and is a predicted model, not a curated record.
AUUAUUUGCUUCCUCCUUGCAAAAUAUAAAAAUUACAGGCCCUCUGCCCAAGGCUCCUUUCUCCCUGCAACUUCUCAAUGCUGUUGCUCUUCUCGCUGUUCCUUCACCGCCACCGCAUCGAGUACAUCCUAAACCAAGCUACUACACCUUUACUCGCAUAGAGAAAGUGAGAGACUGCGUCUGUGUGUGUCAGUUUGUGUGUUUUGGGGGAAGCCAGAAAGGGAAAAAGAAGGUCUGAGAUAGUGCAAUUUUGAGAGCUAAAAAUAUAGAGGAUUUAGAGAGUACUUUGGCGAUCAAGUGGAAAGAGUGCGACUCCAGACCAAACACGAAAGAAGAAGACCCUGCUUUGAAGAAACUUCGUUUAACUUUUGAUUCCAACUAGUUCUUCCCGAACGCACAGAGAGAGAGAGAGAGAGAGAGAGAGAGGCAGUUGAUCUGGUUAGUGCCUGACAUCAGAGCAAGAAAAAAUGGGUUGCUGUUAUUCUCGAGUGGAGAGAGUAGAGAUCGUGUCACGUUGUAAAGCAAGAAAGAAGUACAUGAAGCAACUAGUGAAGGCAAGGCAAGCAUUCUCCGCCGCCCACAGCUUGUACCUUCGUUCUCUUCGCAGUACAGGCUCAGCCCUGUUCCAGUUCGCCAAUGCCGAAACCAAUCUCCACCACAUCCGCCGCCGACCCCACCACAAUGCCUCACCACCACUCCUCCCCUCUCCAACGCCACCUCCGCCUCCACCACCAAUGAGCCCCAGCUCCGACACGUGGACGUCUAUAACAGCCUCCCCAGCUCUUCCGCCGCCGCCUCCACCGCCGCUGGCGUCUUCCACGUGGGAUUUCUGGGACCCAUUUGUGCCACCGUCGUCUUCUCGGUCCGUGACUGAGGAGGAGUGGGAGGAGGCAACGAUGACGGCGUCGGAGGCUGUGGUCACGCCCACCGCCGCAGCAAGCUCUACGCCGCCACCUUCUGUGGUCAGUGGGUUCUCUAAGGACACCACGAGCUCGCUCGCUAUGGUUGUAGCAAGGAACAGUAAAGAUCUCGUCGAGAUUGUGAAGGAGCUUGAUGAGUACUUUCUCAAGGCCGCUGAUGCUGGUGGCCAGGCCUCAUUGCUCUUGGAAGUUUCAAGUGCUAGCUUUUCUAGUCAGAGCAGUAAAGAAGGAAAAUUUUACAAUCAUGGAUUUAAUUUUAGUCAGUCGUUGUGGACAUGGGGCUUGAGUCCAAAUUCUAACGGUUUUGGCAAGUUUGGAGGGGAAAUGCAGGGAAGUGGUGUUGUGGGUGGGGGUAUUGCCGGUGGCAGCCACUGUUCAACUUUGGAGAGGCUAUAUGCUUGGGAGAAAAAAUUGUACCAGGAAGUCAAGAUAGCAGAGACCCUAAAGAUAGAGCGAGAGAAGAGGGUGGGGCAGCUGAGGAGUCUAGAGAUGAAGAGGGCUGACUAUAUGAAGACUGAGAAGAGCAAGAAAGAAGUUGACAAGUUGGAGUCGCAAAUGAUGGUUUCUUCCCAGGCCAUAGAGACCACCUCUGCAGAGAUUGUCAAAUUAAGGGAAACCGAGCUCUACCCACAACUCAUUGGGCUUGUCAAAGGAUUGAUGUGCAUGUGGAGAAGCAUGUAUGAGUGCCACCAAGUCCAAACUCACAUAGUUCAGCAGCUGAAAUACCUCAAUACCAUUCCAUCAACUGAACCAACAUCCGAGAUUCACCGGCAAUCAACUCUCCAGCUUGAGCUUGAGGUUCAACAAUGGCAUCAGUCAUUUUGUUACCUGGUUAAGGCCCAAAGGGAUUACAUCGAGUCCCUUGUGAGUUGGCUUCGGCUUAGUCUCUUCCAGAUCAGCAAAAAUCCACUAUCCAGAGCUGCUCAGGAAUCAAGAAUUUACUCACUUUGUGAAGAAUGGCACGUUGCACUUGACCAAAUUCCUGACAGGGUGGCAUCUGAAGGAAUCAAGAGCUUCUUAACAGUAAUCCAUGCCAUUGUAGUUCAACAAGCAGACGAGCUUAAGCAGAAGAAAAAGUCAGAAUCUGCAUUUAAAGACCUUGAGAAGAAGGCGAUUGAGCUUAGAUCACUCGAGAACAAGUACGGUCCAUAUUCCAUGCCAGGAUCCUCUGGCACUACGGGCAGCAAGUACCCAGUUGCAGAGAAGCAUGCAAAGGUGGAGAUCUUGAGAGCAAGGGCAGUGGAAGAGAAAACUAAGCAUGAAAAAUCGGUCAGUGUAACAAGGGCAAUGACGCUGAAUAAUCUUCAGAUGGGCUUUCCACAUGUGUUUCAGGCCAUAGUGGGAUUUUCUAGUGUGUGUACUCAAGCAUUUGAAUCAGUAUACAACAAAACCAAAGGUGCUGAUGAUGAGCUUAAUGUGAAGAGGAUACUAGCUUGAGAAGAAGACAUGGAUUAGGCAAAAUGAAAGUGACGUUCUUGUGAAUUGAAGUGUCCUCUUGGGUAGACAAACUGAACUCCAGCAGAAUUGCAGGCCCAACAUUGCAGGAUUCUUCCCCUCUACAAAUUCUUUCGUACAAAAUAAUGGUAGAAUUCACGACCCUGAAGCCUGCGGAAUUUUUCUUGCCAAGGAGGCAGGCCAACUGAUACUAGAGGUUGAAGAUGGGGAAUGCAACAUACCUAUGAGUUUUCAAUUACAUUUUAUACCUCCGUUUUUUCUUGCCAUGGGAAAGCGUUUGGAUGGCUUUACCUCGUGUUUAUUUUCGAUUUCUAAUAAAGGGUUAUGUUGAUGUAGUUUGCUAUCAUUUUGACCCAAUGUACGCUACAACUAUGUAAGGGUCACCAAGUCUUGUUCAUUGCCGUAGAUGGUUGGCUUCUGUAAGAGGGCAUGGACACAAAUGAGUUAUGGGUCGUUGCAAUAGUACUUAGAAAUUUUGACAUCUUUAGAUACCCCACUAGAGGUGUGACAGAUGAGACGGAGAUAUCUCAUGUUCUGAUCCGGUGUCGAGAUAAGAGAGGCACAUGAAGUGAAUUCUACCAUGAAUAUGAGUAAAUAUUAUAACUCA